This is a messenger RNA of Paraphaeosphaeria sporulosa, 982 nucleotides long. RefSeq lists its product as uncharacterized. The transcript has a single exon. The record is from RefSeq and is a predicted model, not a curated record. Bases 163 to 816 code for a protein of 217 amino acids. Lineage: Eukaryota; Fungi; Ascomycota; Dothideomycetes; Pleosporales; Didymosphaeriaceae.
CUUCAGCGUGUCACAAAUUCCCUCAGCUGGGGAAGCCAGGUGUGGAGGAGGCUGCAGGUCAAUGGGUGCCAAUGUUCGGGAGCCGCGUAGAGGCUUAGACCGGCUGUCUGAGGCAGAAGCUCGACGACAUCCGCUCAGCCUUGCGACUUCUGCCUGCAAGACAUGUUUGAACUGAGCACAAAUCGUCGCGAAACCUUGACCGUCAAAGCGCUGCUUGCUGCUACCGGCGCAACCUUUAACGCCAGUGUUUCUGGAUUAUCUCGAAAGUGCAAAACGCGAACGGGGCGAGUUUGCAGCGGGUGUAACUCAUUAUGCAGCCCAAGCGGAGGUCGCAAUGCUCUCGCCUUUCCUCAUUCAUAUCAUCGAACGGGCGUCGAUUGCCCAAACUCUUGUCGCGCAGUGACACGAGUCUCCCUCGCUACGAGUACCAGCUACUGUCAGGACCAGACAGCAUUCGUGUUCUCACGCUCGAUAGCUCUGUCCCUGAUCCGAUUGAGUGCACGCUUCAAGAAGUCUCUUACACUGAUCGAUGCUACCAAGCGCUAUCAUACGUUUGGGGCUCGCAAGAGAAGCCCUUCGAAGCGAUCAUUGUCAAUUCCAAGGGUGCUCGUCGGGGUCAAUACCCUUGACGACAAACCUCAAGAACGCUCUUUUAGACCUCAAGAACUGCGUCGAACUCGAAUUCAAGACGUUUCGGAUCGACCAGAUAGGCAUCAAUCAAGACGGCGAGGACAAGAGUCAACAGGUCGCAUUGAUGGGCAAGAUUUAUCGGCAUGCAACGAGGGUGAUUGUUUUACACAGGCCUGGCCUCCCUGACAGAAGUUGCAGAGAUAGGAUUGCACUUGUUCAAAUUAAUCCAGUGGAUCUAUAAGAGCUAUGUCGACUAUGUUUGUAUGCAUGUGUGGAACGACAAUGCAAUCCCUGGCCAUGAGGAGUAACCUCGCUUCCCUGAGGACACUUUCCGCAUAACAAACUACGAAGA